CGGAUAUCGACUGUGCCGCUUAUAGCGCGCGCUGGACUUUCGGCCAAGAAAGGUCGAGGGUUCGAGUCCUGCUUCCCUGCCUGUUUCAUUACACUGGUGUCAGAAGUGUGAUCGGACCCUUGCAGCCACGACAGUGCGCGUGCUUGGCCGGUGAGAGUGUGUGUGUGUGCGCGCGCGCGCGCGUUCCUGUAAAAAGACGUAGGGUUCGCAAGCCAGCGCGAGGACGCGCUCUAUGAAAAAGGAGGGAUGAGUGUAACGACCCCUGGGGUUUAAUUAAUAAGGGCUAGAAGGUCGACGGUUCGAGACCUGCAUCAUUACAAUACGAACGGAGGAUGUCUAAGCCCCAGAAUGGUGAGCCAGGCAGCCCAGCAGGAGCCCCAGCAGCAGAUGAUCCAGAGGUGAUGUUCCAGGUGCCUGGUCCAACCGUCUCCUUCUCCAGACUACACUACUCUGUCACGGAGAGCAAUGGACUCUGCCACAAGACAGGACCUGAGAAACACAUCCUCAAAGACGUCAGCGGCAUCAUGAGACCAGGGAUGAACGCCAUCAUGGGGCCAACAGGGAGUGGAAAAACAUCUCUCCUGGAUGUGAUAGCAGGUCGUAAGGACCCAGCAGGGUUGAAGUUUGGUCAGGUUCUGAUCGAUGGGAAGAUGGUGGACUCUGACCUCCGACUCAUAUCUGCCUACGUGGUGCAGGAUGAUAUAUUGAUGGGAACCCUGUCAGUGAGAGAGAACUUGUUGUUCAGUGUGAACCUGAGACUAGACCCUAGACAUUAUUCUACAACUGACAAACAGCAGAGAGUGGACAGCAUCAUAGAUGACCUGGGUCUACAGGACUGUGCCCACACCAAGAUAGGAACAGAGUUCCUGCGUGGUGUGUCUGGGGGAGAGAGGAAGAGGUGCAGCAUCGGUAUGGAGCUCAUUACUUCUCCUCGUCUUCUGUUCCUGGAUGAACCCACCACUGGCCUGGACUCGAACACUGCUAACCACAUCAUCAACCUACUGCAUAGGCUGUCUAGAAGCGGUAAGACUAUCGUGUUCUCCAUCCAUCAGCCUCGUUACUCAAUCUUCAGCCGCUUUGACCACCUGACCCUGAUGCACCGAGGAGAGUUGGUGUACGCUGGAGCUGCUGGGAAGGCCCUGAGCUACUUCACUGACUUGGGGUAUCACUGUGAGCCGUUCAACAACCCCUCUGACUUCUUCCUAGACGUCACUAACGGAGAGGCUCAGUCUACACUAGACAUCACUUCAUUUAACUAUGAUGAUAAGGAGAACUGUGACAACAGCAACCUUCUGGCAGUGAGCUACAGACAGUCAACUCAGUACCAGAGGGUGGUGGAGGAGCUGGACCAUUUGACCCAGGGUCUGGAGGGAGGGGUCGGAGGUCAGGGACAGAAGGCCGACUACGUCACCUCCUUCUGGUACCAGAUGAGGAUAGUGGGUGGUCGUAUGGUGGUGAACUCUCUCAGGAACCCCCAGACAUCGUACGCUCAGCUGGCCCUCAACAUCUUCUUCGCUCUGCUGGUCGGCCUCAUCUACUACCAGAUCCCCCUGACUCUACCUGAAGCCCUACAGAACAGGAUGGGAGCAUUCUUUUUCCUCAUCAUCAACAUGGUGUUUGGGAAUCUUUCAGCUGUGGAACUCUUCAUCAAUGAGAGAGCUCUGUUCAUCCAUGAGAACUCUAGUGGGUACUACCGUACGUCCGUCUACUUCCUGUCUAAGAUAUUCGCUGACCUCAUCCCCAACCGCAUUGUUCCUAUCCUCAUCUUCUCAGCCAUCGCCUACUAUAUGAUGGGUCUGAAGCCAGCCUUCACAGCGUUCCUGCUCUUCACACUGACGUUGUCCCUGGUCAGUCUAGCUGGGGUCAGUCUAGCGUUCCUGGUCUCAGCCUCUGUCUCCUCCUUCGCUAUGGCCAACGUCCUCAUCGCCCUGCCUUUCGUCUUCAUGAUGGUGUUUGGAGGGUUCCUGGUCAACCUUAACUCCAUGUUGUCUUGGUUGUCAUGGCUGAAAUGGAUCAGCAUCUUCCGCUACGGACUAGAGGCGGUGACCAUUAAUGAGUUUAAAGGACAAAUAUUCUACAGCAACACAACCAUUCUUCCAGGGGAGGUGUACCUGGAGACCCAGGGAAUAGACUACAGCACCUGGGGUUUCUGGCAGAACCAUGUAGCUCUGGCUGGGAUCAUUACGGUGUGUAUGGUCUUGGCCUACAUACAGCUCAGACGGAUCAACCGCUGGAAGUGACACAGGCCGCAAGAAUAGAAUCAUAGAAUCAGAUUGAACUACACCUUCUGGAACAACAGGGGCUGAGAAGAGACACACAUCACAAGAAUAGAAUCAGAUCUAACUACACCUUCUGGAACAACAGGGACUGUGAAGAGACACACACACUCUCCACUCCAGUCCAUUGUAAAAUGGUUGUAUGGUUGUAUGGUACGUUUUGUGUUGUAGAAAUGUACUGGUGUAGUUAUGUUAUGAUGUUGAUGUUGUUUUUUGGUGCCUUAAUACAGUCUAAGUCCUGUCUGUGCCGGGGGAGGUUCUACUGAGCGAUGUGGAAUUGUUUUAAGAAGGUCAAACCAAGGAUCUUCUUGUUAUUUGAUGCCUUAAUACAGUCUAAGUCCUGUCUGUGCCGGGGGGAGGGGUUCUACUGAGCGAUGUGGAAUUGUUUUAAGAAGGUCAAACCAAGGACCUUCUUUUUAUUUGAUUUAGAGUUUUAAGACUCCUCGAGGUAUCAAAAAAUAAAAAUAAAACAAAUAUUUGA
Molecule: messenger RNA, 2757 nt
Organism: Oncorhynchus tshawytscha (Chinook salmon)
Lineage: Eukaryota; Metazoa; Chordata; Actinopteri; Salmoniformes; Salmonidae
Product: broad substrate specificity ATP-binding cassette transporter ABCG2-like
Exons: 16
Coding region: 333-2240 (635 amino acids)
Cellular component (GO): plasma membrane
Molecular function (GO): ABC-type transporter activity; ATP binding; ATP hydrolysis activity
Source: RefSeq, a predicted model, not a curated record